CCUUCGUCCCCCGCCCUCCAUCCCACACAACCCAUUCCCCAAUCCCCAAUCCCCAAACCUCUCUCCCCCCUCGACUCCUUCCCGUCCAGAUAUCAUAUUCCCUGCCUCGAUCCCGUCCCGGCCGGCCGGCUUCCACAAGCUCCCCAGGCUCUUCGUCGUCGUCGCGCGGCCCGGGUGAUCUGUAGAGAGAGCGUCUCGAUUUGAUUCCAUGGCGCAGAGGGACAAGAAGGUGGAGGAGCCGACGGAGGUGCAGCUGCACGCGCCGGCGGAGAUCACGCUCUGCGCCAACAGCUGCGGCUUCCCGGGCAACCCGGCCACCAACAACCUCUGCCAGAACUGCUUCCUCGCCUCCUCCUCCUCCUCUUCAUCCACUGCCGCGUCUCCGCCGUCGCCUUCUUCCUCGUCCUCUUCGCCUUCGGCGCCGGCGCCGUUCCCGCUCUUCGACAAGCCGAGGCCGGCCCCGUCUUCCUCGGCGCCGGCGGCUGUUGUUGUUGACGGGCCGGGGCCGGCGGCGUCGGCGUCGCGGUCUUCCGUGAACCGGUGCCGCAGCUGCCGGAAGCGCGUGGGGCUGACGGGGUUCCGGUGCCGCUGCGGCGAGAUGUUCUGCUGCGCGCACCGCUACUCGGACCGCCACGACUGCAGCUACGACUACAAGUCCGCCGCCAGGGACGCCAUCGCCAGGGAGAACCCCGUCGUGCGCGCCGCCAAGAUCGUCCGCUUCUGAAACGCCAAACCAUCAUCGUCGGAUCAUCCCAUAUACUAUUGCUCCACCCAGAGAGUCCCAGAGAGAAGAAACCACAAAUCUUCUGAAGUAAAAAAAUCCCCUCUUUUCUUCUUCUUCCCUUUCUUUCCUUUUGAAUGAAAAAUUAAAGGCGAGCAAACUUGUUGCCGUCCAUAUUGUUCUUGAGAGUUUGUUUGAAGAAAAGAAGGUGAGAAAAACGAAGGGAGAGGAGGCAAGAAAAUUAAAGGUGAUACUAGAAGAUGAUUGGUGGCCGGCCACGACGGAGGAAAAGAAGGAGAAGAAUAGUGCGAUGAUAAUGUUGGUGCUGUAGGCGGUGGUUGAGAGGAGAGAAAGAGACGGGGUUGGUGUGUACUGUUUGUUCCACGAUCUCUAUUUAAUUGAAUUUCCCUUUUGUAUAAAAUUAUCCCAUUCGUCAAUCCUUCUCCACUA
This is a messenger RNA of Brachypodium distachyon (stiff brome), 1171 nucleotides long. RefSeq names its product zinc finger A20 and AN1 domain-containing stress-associated protein 11. Gene Ontology annotation, biological process: protein ubiquitination. The transcript has a single exon. The record is from RefSeq and is a predicted model, not a curated record. Bases 209 to 724 code for a protein of 171 amino acids. Gene Ontology annotation, molecular function: zinc ion binding; ubiquitin-protein transferase activity; DNA binding. Lineage: Eukaryota; Viridiplantae; Streptophyta; Magnoliopsida; Poales; Poaceae.